Molecule: messenger RNA, 3174 nt
Organism: Thalassophryne amazonica
Lineage: Eukaryota; Metazoa; Chordata; Actinopteri; Batrachoidiformes; Batrachoididae
Gene: myo15b
Product: myosin XVB
Exons: 24
Coding region: 162-2804 (880 amino acids)
Cellular component (GO): cytoskeleton
Molecular function (GO): protein binding
Source: RefSeq, a predicted model, not a curated record
AAGAAGAAGGCUGACCCCAAAGGAAGGAAGCUCUGGCCAAACUCCGAGCCAAAGGACCAGCGCCACCACAGAAACAGUGGGUGGACCAAACUCCCUUCAGGUCCACGUCUCCACAACCUUCCCCUCCUCUUGUCAGGGGUCCCCGUGCUGUUUCCAGUUCCAUGAAGCAGAAGCAACAUUCCCUGGAGGAUCUUUUUGAUUCCCAGCGCUCUAAGAACCGUCAACCUCCUCCUCCUCCGGACUCCCCGCCACCUCCUCCUUCACACCCAGCUCCCAUCUUUCAGCCCAUCCCAGACCCACCAGUCAAUGAUUCUCAGGAUAUGAUGCCAGAUGAUAAUAUCCGCUCAAAGCUUCACGCUUUCUCUGCCAGCGUCUACUUCUCGUAUUCUGAGAUGCCGGGAAAACUUUUCUUGCGGAAAGAGGUGUUUUAUCCCAGAGAGAUAUUUAAUCGUCCCUACAUCCUCAAUCUGUUGUGUGAACAGAUCAUGAGGGACACGUACGCUGAAGGCUGUUUGAGGGUCAGCAGAGACGAGAGGAGGAAGAUGAAGGACCUCCUCGCAAAUUUUAAGGUGGGCACAACGAUAAGCACCAUCCAGGAUGACACCACGAAGAAAAGGAUCGUCAUCGCAGCUCGGGACAACUGGGAAAACUACUUUUCCCGUCUGUUUCCUGUGACGUUGGACUGCGGUGAUGCCGAGCUUCUGGGUGUAUGUCAUCGAGGCAUUCGUUUCCUGAAGAUGGUCAAAGCAUCAGGCAUCAAACCCAAACACCUCCAUCUGUUCAGGAGCUACAGUUUUGCAGAAUUGCUGUCAGUUGACCUUCGUGAUUCAGACAAAGUGGAACUGGAGCUGAAGUCCGAAAACAUUGUGCUGUUGUCGUCUAGAGCACCUCAGAUCACCGCUAUGGUCCAGCAUUUCCUCCAGGAACUCAUCAAGGGCUCAGGCCAUGUGGUUGCUUUAAAGAGCUACUUAACAGAUGACAAGAGUCUACUCCGUUUCAGCAAAGGUGACAUCAUCAAACUGCAGCCAAUGGAAGGACUUCAGCCAGGUUGGAGCUUUGGCUCCACAGGAGGGCGAUCUGGACUCUUUCCAGAGGACCUCACGCAGCCAUCUGCUGCCCCGGACUACCACUUUCUCCAUCUCGACCGCAGGGAUGAGAGAACAAAAAGUCUGAGGCGUUCUCGAUCUGCCCGCGCACCGAACGGUCAACCAUCAAGUCCCAUCAGCAACCACGUGGGCGAUGCUGCUGCAGAUCAGUCCAGCAGGCGCACCUCAGUCCAGGGCUCAGACCUGGAGAUCCUCUCGCCAAUGGCAGAGUUUGCAAUGAAAUAUUUUAGAGUUGGGAUGACAGGUCUCCCGAUUGGUGGAAGAGACUUUACAGAGGCGGUUCAACGCACACAGGUCCCAAUACCGGAGUCCCUCAUUCUCUACAGCGACCCUGAAAUGAACGAUUUAGCUGUGCAGAGCUUUAUAAACCUGAUGGAGUUCAUGGGUGAUGCAGAAAUGAAGAGGAACAUCACUCAGGGAGACCUAAUGCAGAACAUAUUAAUGCUUGGGAAGGAACAAGAGCUCCUGAGGGAUGAAAUCUACUGCCAAGUCAUCAAGCAGACCACCAACAACCCAACAAAAGCAAGCUCGACUCUUGGGUGGCGACUGCUAAACAUGGUCACGGGGUUUUUUCCCUGCUCUCCUACUUUGCACCCUUACGUCAUAAAUCACCUACGAUGCAUCACUCACGACUACGAACAUCCGUACCAAGAGAUGGCCGGCGUUUGUCUGGAUAACUUGCAGCGUUCUUGCAGUACCGGCGGUCGUCGUAACAUUCCGUCAGAUGUUGAAAUAGAAGCGAUUUUGCUUGGAAAAAACUCUCACCGUGUCCCCAUCCAGCUGCCCGGAGGAGUCAGUCUGCCUGUUCGGAUGCGCAGCUUCACUUUGGUAGCAGAUGUGCUGAUGGAGUUUGGUGAAGAAAUGGGCUUGUCACAUCCAUCAGAAACCGCAGACUUUGCCAUCCUGGUAAACCGACUUCCAGAUAAGGAGGUGCGUCCCCUCCACUCUGAGGAGUAUCCUUUUGACUUCCUGGAUGACGACGGCUCUGUCACCUUGUUUGCAAGACGAAUCAUGUGGACAAAUCCUCUGUCCUUCACCACUGACCUCUACGUGAACUUUCACUACUGGCAGCUACUGGGGGAUUUUCUGGAAGGUCAACUGACGCCCGCUUCUGCUGCAGGUGGCUCCUCUUUAGUCCAGGAGUUAGCAGAGCUGUCGGCGCUGCAGCAUCUGGCACAAGACCGCAGGGAUGAACCUUCAAUGCCGGAGUUUAAGGAGUACCUACCUUCCCAGGAGGGACUUAGUGGGAACAUUAAGGAGAUCUAUUCCUUCUGCCUUGGCCAGAUAGCCGCCAUGCAAACCCUCAGCUCUCAAGAUGCCAAAAUACGAUUUAUUGAGUUAAUGUCCGCUUUGCCUCAGUUUGGCUGCAACACUUUCCUGGCCCAAAAGGUCAGCCGACGUGAUUGCCCCUCACCUUGCUUGGUGAGCAUCAGUCAACAGGGGGUGCUGUUUAUUCAUCCCAAAACACAGGAGCGGGUGUUCAUGAUUCCCUUGGUGGACGUACAGUCGAUGCGAACCGUCCGACCGAAGAAACGGAGCAAAGUCCCCACAGUGGACAUAAACUAUGGAAAUCCAGGCCGUCAGCAAACAGUCAGCAUUCAUCUCAAACAGGCAAAGGAGCUGUGUCACAUCCUCGCUCUCAUCAUGGAAAUGCUGAUCCGACCGUCAGUCAGCAGCUCCAUCUCGAACCAUCAGUAGACCAUAAACCUUUUCACAAUUAUUGGCUUCCCAACCUGCAUUUUGCAUGGUCCUGAGUUUUAUCCAUUUCUGGAAAUUGUAAGACAGACAACAUUCUGCUAAGAGUUACGUUAGUGCAUCCAGAAAGUAUUCACAGCGCUUCACCUUUCAAUAUUUUAUGUUACAGCCUUCUUUCAAAACAGCGUAAAUUAAAUUUUUGUCCCUCAAAAUUCUACUCACAGCACUCCAUAAUGACAUGAAAAACUUUUUUUUUUAAUUUUUGCAAAUUUAUUAAAAAUAAAAAGCUAAGAAAUCGACCAUACAGACCUCAUUGUUGAAUUGCUGUAGAGAUGGUUGUCCUUCUGGAAGGUUCUCCUCUCUCCACAGAGGA